Messenger RNA from Laccaria bicolor S238N-H82, 516 nucleotides. RefSeq lists its product as uncharacterized. Bases 1 to 516 code for a protein of 171 amino acids. NCBI's taxonomy places the organism in Eukaryota, Fungi, Basidiomycota, Agaricomycetes, Agaricales, Hydnangiaceae. The record is from RefSeq and is a predicted model, not a curated record. The transcript is spliced from 3 exons.
AUGAGCGUAUCUGGGGGAGGUAACAGGAAUGCCUUGAAUCUCCCCCUCGACGCAGAAGGAAAACGGGAUUGGAGUUAUGGCUUGUGCGAGUGUUUUGGGGACAUGGAUACCUGUCGACUGGAUUAUCUCGAGGCUCACGGCACACCAGACCCCCAACGCGGGAACCGAUGCACCUCUGAUGGCUUUUUCUAUACUUGCAUCGACUUUACUUGUAACAUGGGUUGGGUAUUCCAGAUUGCAACUCGCGCAAGGAUGCCAGUGCGUCAAUGUUACAGUAUUCGAGGUAGUUCCUCCGAAGACUUUUGGACUGCUUUCUUUUGUCAUUCUUGCGAUUUGGUUCAAGGAAGCCGUGAGUUGCAGGUAGAAGAAGAUAGUCGGAGCCCAGAGCAUGAAAGAAGAGUGGGAGAGAGUGGAAGAGCUAGGAGGGAGAUUCAGGUAACGACAUUGCGAUUGAUCAUGGUCAACGGACUUGGGUUUGUUGGACUUCUGGAAUCUGGAUGUAGAGAGUGCUGGUAG